Molecule: messenger RNA, 925 nt
Organism: Mytilus trossulus (common blue mussel)
Lineage: Eukaryota; Metazoa; Mollusca; Bivalvia; Mytilida; Mytilidae
Exons: 5
Coding region: 125-670 (181 amino acids)
Biological process (GO): protein dephosphorylation; calcineurin-mediated signaling
Cellular component (GO): calcineurin complex
Molecular function (GO): calcium-dependent protein serine/threonine phosphatase regulator activity; phosphatase binding; calcium ion binding
Source: RefSeq, a predicted model, not a curated record
AUUAAGCUGCAAAAUUAUCUCAGCGAAUUAUUAAAACCAUGAAGGAUUGUUUCCCCUUGGAAUAAUCUUUAGUGUUGGAAGUUUAAACUUCCUUGACAAAUAUGUAAACAAAAGUACAAAGAACAUGGGAAAUGGUCAGGCCAUCCUAACAGAAAAAGAAAUUCAAGAAAUAAGAGAUGAAACACCAUUUACUGAUGCUGAAGUGAAAUCAUUGCUAAACAGAUAUGACGAGGUGGACAUCUCAGAAAACAACUCAAAAGGACUCAGCUAUGAUGACGUUCUAUAUAUGCCAGAAUUUAUAGGAAGUGUGUUCGCCCCACUUGUUAUAGCAGCUAAUGUGGAUACCAAAACAAAACGUAUCUAUGCCAGACAGUUUAUAAAAAUAUGUUCCACAUUAAGUACACAGAUCAAGGCUGAAGAGAAAAAAAAAUAUUUGUUUGAGUUAUUGAACAUCUAUGGAACAGGACUAUUGACACAUGAUGAGAUAUAUAGAAUGUAUAAACUACUAUUCUCUCACACGAUAUCUGAUGAUCAUAUCUUAGCAUUGACAUUUAAAGCUCUCAACCAUCCAACACUACAAAACAAGGGACAACUUACUAAGUCAGAAUUUUUAAAGAUGAUUCCUGACCAUGAAAUAAUGAACAGAAUGACAAUUAACUUCAGGUUAUAAGGAAAAUGUGGCUGUAUACCCAUAGAAUGAGUGAAAUCAUAAAUGAAUGGGUUUUUACAGUUAUUCAACAGCAUCAUAAGCUGUGAAUGUGAUGGAAGUGUAGAUAAAUAUCAAUUUCACUGAAUGAAUUACAUCAUAGAAAGAAUAUUGUGUGUGACCUGAUAAAAACUCUGAGGAAAUGUCAAAUUGUUAUUUAGAAAGAUUGUUAUAAACAUAAAAUAAAUGACAUGUAAUGUUUUGAAAAUUAUAUAUAAA